Aplosporella prunicola CBS 121167 is the source of this 807-nucleotide messenger RNA. RefSeq lists its product as uncharacterized. NCBI's taxonomy places the organism in Eukaryota, Fungi, Ascomycota, Dothideomycetes, Botryosphaeriales, Aplosporellaceae. The transcript has 3 exons. Gene Ontology annotation, biological process: mycotoxin biosynthetic process. The coding region runs from base 1 to 807 and encodes 268 amino acids. The record is from RefSeq and is a predicted model, not a curated record.
AUGGACAGCCGCUACGCACAAAUCGACGCGGCCGAAAAAGAGCGCCUGCCGCGCGCCUCCUCAGAAUCAGACAUUACGCUGCUGGACCACGGCGAGAGCAAGACGCGCGUGCGGCUCGGCCCGCUGUGGCUCUGGAUCCUGCAAGUUGCGCUGCUGCUCACGUCGCUGGUCUUCUUCGCCGCGGGCUUGGUGAUACGGCCGUCGACGCGCACAUACGUUGAGCGCUUUUCCGCGUGGACCCCCGCCGCCGAAGCAAUCUCCUACCACACCACGAUCCUCAACUCCACCGACGUGUACUCCUCGCCCUACGCGGGCGCCGGGCCCGAAGUCGACCACGCCUGGGAGCACAUCACCACGCACCUCGGCGACCAGGCAAUCUCCGCCGCCGAACUCGCCAACCUCAACAAAUCCGCAGCGACGCACCUGCGCACGCCCGACAACGCAGCCACAGGCGCCCCGGCCGGCUUCCGCGUCGAGCUCGCCGUCGCGCAUCACCUGCACUGCCUGAACCUGCUGCGCCAGGCCGUACACCCGGAAGCGUACAGCGCGCCGCAGGGGGGCGAGUACCGGCAUGGGGCAGCGCUGAUGACGGAGCGGGAGAAGCGGGCGCAUUUGGACCACUGCAUCGAGUCCCUCCGCCAAAAACUCACCUGCGACGCCGACGUCUCGGUGCUGACCUACUUCGCCGAGCCCGACAUGCACGGCGCCCUGCGUCCGGACUACGCGUCUUCGGCCGUGUGUCGGGAUUUCGAGCGCGUGCGCGCUUGGGCGGUCGCGAACAAGGUUGCGGAUAAGGAGGUUUUUUAG